Messenger RNA from Cydia pomonella (codling moth), 5470 nucleotides. Its product is annotated as alanine aminotransferase 2-like. NCBI's taxonomy places the organism in Eukaryota, Metazoa, Arthropoda, Insecta, Lepidoptera, Tortricidae. Bases 137 to 1690 code for a protein of 517 amino acids. Gene Ontology annotation, molecular function: pyridoxal phosphate binding; L-alanine:2-oxoglutarate transaminase activity. The record is from RefSeq and is a predicted model, not a curated record. Gene Ontology annotation, biological process: biosynthetic process. The transcript is spliced from 13 exons.
UUACAUUCCCGCUUCAAUUUCAGUUUUCAGAUAUUGCCAACUUGCUAAAAAUCAAACAUUUCAAACAAAACACAUACAAGAUACAUUCCUUUUCAUUUCUUCAAAUUACAUAAUUUACGUAACACCGCAACCAACCAUGUCGGGGUUGAAGAUGAUAAACCACAGUCGAUUGCUGGCUGGCGCAGCGGCACGUUUGGACGCUGUUUGUAGUGCACUGUCGCCGAGGAAUCACUUAAUAAUACAACAUAGGAUGGCGUCAAAAGCUAUCACUUUAGAAAAUAUUAACCCGAAUAUCGUGAAGUUGGAAUAUGCUGUGCGCGGACCGCUGGUCAUCCGAGCGGCGGAAAUCGAAAAGGAACUUGAAAAGGGCGCUCAGAAACCUUUCAAGAGGGUGAUCAAAGCCAACAUAGGAGAUGCUCACGCUAUGGGACAGAAACCCAUCACCUUCAUCAGACAGGUGUUGGCUUGCGUCUCGUUUCCCGAGCUUAUCGACACAUACGACUUUCCCAGUGACGUGAAAAAGCGCGCCAGAGAAAUCCUUGAAGGUUGCGGUGGCCAAUCAGUCGGCUCUUACACCGCAUCACACGGCAUCGAACUAAUCCGUCGACACGUCGCCGAAUACAUCGAGCGUCGCGACGGUCACCCGGCGAAAUGGGACGACAUUGUCCUUACUGGCGGCGCUUCCAAUGGCAUUAAAAAUGUCCUUCAGCUUCUUUGUAAUGACUUGGGAGGAAAACCUUCAGGUGUUCUCAUCCCUAUCCCCCAGUACCCACUGUACUCAGCAUCCCUAGCUGAAUACGGUCUCACUCAAGUGGGCUACUACUUAGACGAAGAUAACGCCUGGGCGUUGGACGAAGCGGAGCUAGAAAGGGCCUUGAAAAGCGCGAAGGACUGCAAUGUUCGGGCCAUCGCUGUUAUCAAUCCGGGCAAUCCCACGGGACAGGUCUUAACGCGGUCCAACAUUGAGACGAUAAUCAAAUUCGCUCACCGGCACAACCUGCUGCUAUUGGCCGAUGAAGUUUAUCAGGACAACGUGUAUGCCGAGGGAAGCAAGUUCUUCUCAUUCAAAAAGGUGUUGAGAGAAUUGGGUGCCCCGUACACGAAUGAACUUGAAUUGGCUUCCUUCAUGUCUAUAAGCAAAGGUUACAUGGGCGAGUGUGGUCUUCGAGGCGGUUGGAUGGAGCUCGUCAACUUCGAUAAAGCCGUUCAGGCCAACCUUUACAAGUGUAUAUCAGCCAUGCUGUGUCCCACCGUGCUAGGACAGUCGGCGGUGGAUUUAGUCGCCAAGCCGCCCAGUAAAGGCGAGCCCUCUUACGAGCUGUGGAUCAAGGAGAAGACUGCCGUACUGGACUCCCUGAACAAGCGAGCCAAGAUGAUCGCAAACACCUUCAACUCUAUGCAGGGAUUCAAAUGCAAUGUUGUUCAGGGCGCCAUGUACGCGUUCCCGAGCAUCGAGCUGCCGCCGAAAGCCAUCGAGGCCGCCAAGGCGCAGGGGAAGGCUCCUGACGUAUACUAUGCCUUCACACUGUUGGAACAGACCGGUAUCUGCAUCGUGCCGGGCUCCGGCUUCGGGCAGCGGCCCGGCACCUUCCACUUCCGCACCACCAUCCUGCCGCAGCCCGCCCUGCUCCAGGAGAUGCUGGACAUCUUCAAGAACUUCCACGAAAAGUUCACCAGGGAACACGCCUAAACGCCCUAUGAUUAGAAGACCACGAAAAACAGCAAGAAAGCGUCGAGCGUCGUUUUCAAACAGUAAGAAAUGUAGGCAAGUAGACGCUAGCGAAUCCGCUCUAAGCGUUUUUCGUGGACAAGUUGGAGUUCGCUGGCGAAUUCAAAAAUAUUGCUUUAGAAUAGGACGAAGCUAACUCAAAGUGUGGCAAUGCCGUCAUUGAUGUCGUAUUUCUAUGAAAAUAUGACGUAUAAUGACACUUUGUUGUAUAAAAAUCGGUGCAAAGUUAUCUCAGGGUCGUAUUCUAUGUGUCCAAAAUCUUGGUCCAAUGUGCAUUGAGUCUUACUCUCUCAUUAAGUAAAAUGUGAGACGCAAAUACACAUUCGACCAAGAUAUCGAAUAGAUGGAAUACCACCUAGACGCACUAUUAUCACGCAUAGGUGGUGACCAACAUUUUUGGAAAAUCGAGAAGGCACGGUUUGAGAUAGCAGCUAUAUCUAUAGCAGUAAAAAUCUUAACUUUCUCGGGUAUUUAAGAUCCGACACACAACACUAACUUCAUUUCAAUUUCGAAAGAUUCAUAAGAAACAUUACUCUCAGUGGCAAAACAUGUAUUUGAUACAAGAGGAUUAAAUACAGGGUGGCCAAAUAAGAAGUAUACAUUUUGUUUUUAAAGUUCAAAAAUUAUUAGGUAUUGUUUUAAAAAUAUAUUCUUCAGGGUUGGCAAAUUCAUGCGAAACAUAAUGUCUGACAUAUGUCCACCUCUAACAGCAGGCAAAUGUAAGCCCUUAUCAUCCCAAUGUUCAGCAUCUAUUCGCACAUUUUUGGCAUUAUCUUAGUACAUUUGUGUCGAAUAGUCGGUUUUAACUGUUUAAAUUUCAUCAGCUCGUUAGCAUAGACACGUAAUUUUAGAUAGCCCCACAGAAAUAAGUCAAGAGCUACAAAAUUUGGAGAAUUUGGGUGCCAAUCACUGUCACUUUUUUUCAAAAUUAAUCGAGCAAACAACGUGUUUUAAACAACAGAAACAUUUGAGAUAAAAUUGCUUGCUGCUAGUGGUAUACAUUUGGCAGAAAUUAUCUUCCGUAUACAAUUGCCAACCCUGAAUAAUAUAUUUAUGAAAAAAUAUUUAAUAAAAUUUCCACUUAAUGUAAUUAAAAUUUAAAAACAAAGUGUAUCAUUCUUAUUUGUCCACCCUGUAGAACCUAAUGGUACAUUUUCUUUAAAACGAACUAAAGGGCUGAAGGCUUUCGUCGAUGAUCUAUUGUAUACAUCGUGUAUCUUUGAUACGACAGCAUAAUCAAAGGGUAUUUCAUUUAUACUCGAAACCGUAAUUCAAGACCAAAAAAACUACGACAAUGUUGCCACAGCUAUAAAACUAUUGUUGUUCCUUUUUUCCAAAAAAAAAAAACACGCGAAGAUAAUUUAUUUAUUGGUAAUUUUAAUGGUAUCAUUUAAAUACGUAAUUUUAUCUACUUAUUUUUAUAUAAAUACAAGACGCCCUAAUAAAAACUUAUGAUUUUUGGCACGUACUUGUGUUACACUUUGGGUAUUCAUAACAUUUGGUGCAAUAAUUUACAAAUAAGUUCAGAACGAACUCGGAUAUAAUUUAUUUUACAGUACAUAUGGUGCUACUUUACCGCACUAGUGCGAAAAUUAGCAUAUUACGUCACUGUGUCGAACAUUUAAAGGGCCAUAUGUACUGUAAAACGUUGUACGAUACAUGUGCGAAUAGUUAAUUCGCAACUCGUGUCGAUUUUAAACACUCCCUUCGGUCGUGUUUUAAUUUAUCACCACUCGUUUCGAAUUUUCUAUUUUUCGCACUUGUAUCGUAAUGUACUAUUACGAUACAAGUGCAGAAAAUAGGAAAUUCGUAAUGAGUGGCCAUAAAUUAAAACACGAGUUGCGAAUUACCUAUUCGCACGUGUAUCGCAUAACGUUAUACAGUACAUAUGGCCAUUUAAAGUUUCGACAUAUGCACGGAAAGUGCUCAUUCCGCGUGCGGGAAAGUAGCACUAUAUGUAUUAACAAUCUUUCAGUAUUGUUUUCUAGCACUGAAACCUACGUCUAAUUUAACUUUGCAGUUAUAUCAAAAAUACACUGUAUUUACUUUUUGGUCGCCGCCAUUUUGAAUUCACUCUUCGCCAGUUUCAUUUCCAUACAUUUUGAACGUCGCUUGAUUUGGAAAGCUGUCCAAAUGUCUGUAUUAUCUAUUGAAAUAAUACGUUUUGUUACUGAGAAGAUUCGAAUGAUAUAAUAAUAAUAUAGUUUACCCCUUACAUUUCAUUAAAGUGUCAAAAGGGCCUCUACGUGUUGGCUUCGGCUCCCAAAGGUUCGGAACACCAUUGUUCCGUGAUGGGAAAGACAUAUAAUAUAGUUUACAGUACAUAUGGUGUUACUUUACCGAACUAGUGCCAUAAUUAUCACAUUACGUAACUAUGUCGAAAAUUUAAAAGGCCACAUGUACUGUAAAACGUUGUACGAUACAUGUGCGAAUAGGUAAUUCACAAAUCGUGUCGAUUUAAAACACUCCCUAUGGUCGUGUUUUAAUUUAUCGCCACUCGUUUCGAAUUUCCUAUUUUUCGCACUUGUAUCGUAAUGUACUAUUAUUCUAUUUUACGCUCAACACAUCACAAUAGGUUUCUAUUUCUAUCACAAUUUUAAUAUAUAUAUAUAUAUAUACAUUAUGUAUGUAUUGUAUUGUUAUGAAUAAUAUACUUGAAGGUUUGUAUAUGCAAUAGGCAUGGAGCGAUAUAAAGACUCUGUUUUGUAUGUUUAGCUCUAUUUGAGAUAUUGAUAUUGUAUAGAAAACGCAAAAUAUGUAGGCGGCCGAUCGUGAAAUCAGGCAGAUCGUUAUAUUCCUGUGUAAUGUUUUUACGGCAGCCAUAUUUAACCAAUAAAUAGGUAGGAUAGGUUCGUUAGGUUGGUCCCCGUGACCCAAGGGCAAACUAUUCAGAAAUAGGAGCCCCGCGUAGCGAAUCUCAAGGAACGAGAAAGAUUUUCACGUUUCACGAUGUGCCUAGGAAUUUCACGAUCUGCCUGAUUUUACGAUCGGCCGCCGACAUGUACAUUAGGAUUGCAAGAUGGGAUAUUGUAAAGAUAAAAAAGGGCAUUUUCGCAGAAAUUUUAAUAUCUUUUACAAGUCUACAGUAUUCUCUCUCGUGUGCCGCAAUUUUUUUUUUUUAAUAAUUUCUUCGAUCUAAAAACGUAAUCCUUAUUGCAGAAAAGGUAUACCAAUCAGAUAAAUCAGAGCGGCGAAGGCGCUCAAAAAUAUCUGAACAUGGACUAGCGUCUUUAUAAUAAAUAGAACAUUUGAUCACAUAUUUGUGAACACCUUUGCCGUGCAGGUAUAUCUUUAAGAGUGUUACUUUAAUCUUUACCAGUGAAUUAAAUUGCGAAAUGCGUGUUUUAAACGUUUAAUUGACGUUUUCAUAUACAUUUAGAUAUUGUUAAGAAAUAUGCGAAAGGGUUGUUAUACCUUGAGUUAGAAUUUAAUACUCGAUUUGACGAAAAUGCCCAUACUCAUCAAUAUUGGUUGUUUAUUAGCAAUAUAUUUGUAAAAUAAGUUGCAUUUUUUUGGUCCUUGCUUGCUUUCUCUAACUGAAAAUUUUGCAAGCAACAAUCGGCCAAUGAAAAUUAAACCUUAUGAUGUACGUGUUAAGGAAAUAAUGGAUUGUUUAAAGAUGGCUGUUAUACUUGGACUAGGUAGUUGAUUUUAAUGUUCUUUUUAAUGUAUAUUUUAUACACAGUAUUUUACUUUACAUUCUUUGUUUUUAAUUAUUUAAAAAAAAAUCUGGUCACAGCA